Messenger RNA from Xenopus laevis (African clawed frog), 5534 nucleotides. RefSeq names its product glutamyl-prolyl-tRNA synthetase 1 L homeolog (gene eprs1.L). Gene Ontology annotation, biological process: prolyl-tRNA aminoacylation; glutamyl-tRNA aminoacylation; translation. The coding region runs from base 16 to 5361 and encodes 1781 amino acids. The record is from RefSeq and is a predicted model, not a curated record. The transcript has 35 exons. NCBI's taxonomy places the organism in Eukaryota, Metazoa, Chordata, Amphibia, Anura, Pipidae. Gene Ontology annotation, molecular function: ATP binding; nucleotide binding; aminoacyl-tRNA ligase activity. Gene Ontology annotation, cellular component: cytoplasm; aminoacyl-tRNA synthetase multienzyme complex.
GUGCCAGUAAUCAAAAUGUCUCCUGGCCUUUCCAGCCCGGAAGUGAUGUCGCUGUCAGGGCGGUGCUGGCGCAUGUGUGAGCCGGAAGCGGGCUGUGCUCUGUCUCAUUCAGACAGGAGCUUCGUGGCAGCUGCUGGGAUCUGCAUUAGCAUCGCAGGCAGUAUGGCGCUAACCUUGACCGUGUCGAGCUCCAGCCCUCCUCUGGCUGUUUUGUGGACCGUGGAACAUCUGAAGGGCCAAAUACAGAUCAAUGUGCAGGAAGGGAAGGACACCCACCUACGGGUAACAGAUACUAUCUCCUUCACUGAUGUGCACUCCAUCGUACGCUACCUGGCCAGACUUGCUCCACAUAAAGGACUGAGUGGGGCACAUCUGAUGGAACAGACAGAGGUGAGCCAUUGGAUGGAAUUUAGUCAGACCAGACUGAUGCAGAAGCCUGAGUUUUGUGCAGGCCUCCAGGAGCUCAACCACUGUCUGUCUCUGCGCACCUACUUGGUGGGAAACACCCUGACUCUAGCCGAUAUCUGCAUCUUCUCUGCCUUGGAAGCAAGCAGUGAAUGGCAGACACUGGUGCAGAAGGGUCAGACCCCAGUAAAUGUCAGUAGGUGGUACAGCUUUCUGGAACCCCAGCUUGGCUUUUGGAACAGAACCAACAACAAAGUGCCCACUGAAAAAAAGCAAGAUGUUGGAAAGUUUGUAGAGCUACCAGGUGCAGAGAUGGGCAAGGUAGUGGUGAGAUUCCCUCCGGAGGCCAGCGGCUAUUUGCACAUUGGGCAUGCCAAAGCCGCGCUCCUCAACCAGCACUACCAGGUCAACUUCAAAGGAAAACUUAUCAUGAGGUUUGAUGACACAAACCCCGAAAAGGAGAAGGAAGACUUUGAGAAGGUCAUACUGGAAGAUGUCUCCAUGCUGCAGAUCAAGCCGGAUCAGUUUACGUACACCUCCGAUCACUUUGACACCAUCAUGAAAUAUGCAGAGAAGCUGAUCCAGGAAGGAAAGGCCUAUGUGGAUGACACCCCAGCAGAGCAGAUGAAAGCAGAGCGAGAGCAGAGAACAGAGUCCAAGCACAGAAGUAACACUGUGGCAAAGAACAUAGAAAUGUGGGAAGACAUGAAGAAAGGCACGGAAUAUGGCCAGACCUGCUGUCUCCGAGCAAAAAUCGACAUGAAUUCCAACAAUGGCUGCAUGAGGGACCCCACACUGUUCCGCUGCAAGAAUCAACCCCACCCUCGGACUGGAAGCAAAUACAGUAUCUAUCCCACAUAUGACUUUGCCUGCCCCAUUGUGGACAGUGUAGAGGGAGUCACUCACGCGUUGCGCACAACAGAGUAUCACGACCGGGACGAGCAGUUCUACUGGAUUAUUGAUGCGCUGGGCAUCCGCAAGCCUUACAUCUGGGAAUACAGCCGUCUAAACCUCAACAAUACCCUCCUUUCCAAGAGAAAACUGACCUGGUUUGUCAAUGAAGGCCUUGUGGAUGGCUGGGAUGACCCAAGGUUCCCUACUGUACGUGGAGUUCUCCGAAGAGGAAUGACAGUGGAGGGGCUGAAACAGUUCAUUGCAGCGCAGGGCUCUUCACGAUCGGUGGUAAACAUGGAGUGGGACAAGAUCUGGGCAUUUAACAAAAAGCUGCGAGCUAUCUGUAAGAAGGUGAUCGAUCCUGUAGCCGCCCGUUACACCGCCUUACUGAAGAGCCAGGCCGUCCCUGUGAACAUUCCUGACGCAAAAGAAGGCAUGCUGGAAGUGGCCAAGCACCCAAAGAACACCGAGGUGGGCCUGAAGCCUGUGUGGUAUGGCCCCAAGGUCCUCAUAGAAGGUGCAGAUGCAGAGACCUUGUCUGAGGGGGAGACAGUCACAUUCAUAAACUGGGGAAAUCUCAUCAUUACAAAGAUUCACCGGGACCAGAGUGGGAAAAUCCAGUCCCUCGAUGCCAAGCUGAAUCUGGAAAACAAGGAUUACAAGAAAACCACUAAGAUCACCUGGCUCGCUGAAACUCCCAAGGCGCCUUUUAUCCCAACGUCCUGUGUUAAUUACGAUCAUCUUAUCACCAAGCCGGUUUUGGGCAAAGAGGAAGACUUCAAGCAGUACAUUAACAGAAGCAGCAAGCAAGAAGAAGUCAUGUGGGGUGACCCCUGCCUGAAAGAUCUGAAAAAGGGAGACAUCAUCCAGCUUCAGAGGAGAGGCUUCUACAUCUGUGAUGAGUCAUAUGAGCCAAUCAGCCCUUACAGCUGUAAGGAGGCCCCAUGUGUUCUGAUUUACAUCCCAGAUGGGCACACCAAGGAGAUGCCAACAUCAGGCUCAAAGGAGAAGUCCAAGACUGAGGCUACCAAGAAAGAGGCCCAACCCAAAUCGAAGGGUAAAGCUGAAGUGAGUGCAGCUCCACUUGCAUCUCCAGAAGAGGAUCCAGUCGCUCUGUACAACAAGGUUUCUGUACAGGGAGAUCUAGUAAGGGACCUGAAAGCAAAGAAAGCUGCAAAGGCGGAACUUGAUACAGCUGUAAAGCUCCUCUUGUCUCUGAAAGCUCAAUACAAAGAAGUUACAGGGCAGGAAUAUAAACCGGGCAGUGCCCCAACACAGAAACUAGUUUCCAGCCCAGAAGCCACAGGCAAUAACGACGCAAAAGCCUUGUACAACAAGGUUUCUGCACAGGGAGAUCUAGUAAGGGACCUGAAAGCAAAGAAAGCUGCAAAGGCGGAACUUGAUACAGCUGUAAAGCUCCUCUUGUCUCUGAAAGCUCAAUAUAAAGAAGUUACAGGGCAGGAAUAUAAACCGGGCAGUGCCCCAACAGAGAAACCAGUUUCCAGCCCAGCAGCCACAGGCAAUAACGAUGCAAAAGCCUUGUACGAUAAAGUGUCUGAACAAGGGGAGACAGUCCGAAAAUUAAAGGCAGAGAAAGCGCCAAAGGAUCAGGUAGAUGGAGCUGUGAAAACCCUUCUAGCUUUGAAAUCAGAAUAUAAACAAGUAACAGGUCAGGAGUACAAGCCAGGGAGCCCUCCAGCAGUUCCAAACAGCUCCCCUCCACCUCCCACUAGUCAGAGCUGCUCCCACGACUCAAAUCUUUUAUUGUACAACAGAGUGGUUGAGCAAGGAGAGUUGGUCCGACAGCUCAAAAUCAAGAAAGCCGCAAAGGAUGAGGUAGACUCCGCUGUGAAACUUCUUUUGAAUCUUAAAGCGGAGUACAAGCAAUUGACUGGCCAGGAUUAUAAGCCUCAGACCCCACCUUUAUCUCAGCCGCCAAGUGAACCCUCAAACAUUGUGUCUGGUCCAGCCCCAGGGGUGGUCAGUUCUACGGACUGUGCAAGUCUGUAUGAGAAAGUAUCUCAGCAAGGUGAUCUUGUCCGCAAGCUGAAAUCUGAGAAAGCUUCAAAGGAUAAAGUGGAUGAGGCUGUGAAAAUGCUGCUGGCUCUAAAGGCUGAAUAUAAGGAGAAAUCAGGGCAGGAAUAUAAACCAGGACAGGCCCCGGCUGCUGCUCCCUCAAAAGGGAAUCUGGAAAAACCUGCAAGUACUGAAGCAAAUGGCUCACAAAAUGCAGCGGCAGAAGAACUGUAUAACAAAGUGUCCAGACAGGGAGAGGAAGUCCGCAAACUGAAGUCUGAAAAAGCUGCAAAGGAUAAAGUGGAUGUUGCUGUAAAGGAGCUUCUGGAUUUAAAGGCCCAGUACAAAGCUUUGACGGGCACAGAGUACAAACCAGUGGCUGCCGCAAGCUCCGACGACAAGAAGCACAAAGUGAAGGAGAACAAGUCUGAGAAGCAAAGCAAACAAUCAAAGGCUGGAGAAGGGACUAAGAAGAAGGAUACCCCCAAAGAUCAAGGGGACAAUUCUGCUGCUGGAGACAGUCAAGGGUCAAAAAAACAGACCAGGUUGGGAUUGGAGGCUAAAAAGGAAGAGAAUCUACCAGACUGGUAUUCCCAGGUGAUCACCAAAUCAGAGAUGAUUGAAUAUUAUGAUGUCAGUGGCUGUUACGUGUUGCGGCCCUGGGCCUUUGCCAUCUGGGAGGCCAUUAAAGAGUUCUUUGAUAAGGAGAUAAAGAAGCUCGGUGUGGAAAACUGUUACUUCCCCAUGUUUGUGUCUCAGGCUGCGCUGGAGAAGGAAAAGACCCACAUUGCAGAUUUCGCUCCAGAGGUUGCCUGGGUUACAAGGUCAGGAAAGACAGAGUUAGCAGAACCAAUUGCUGUACGGCCCACAAGUGAAACUGUAAUGUAUCCCGCUUAUGCCAAAUGGGUGCAGUCCCACCGAGAUCUCCCUAUUAAGCUGAAUCAGUGGUGUAACGUAGUGAGGUGGGAGUUUAAACACCCUCAGCCUUUCCUCCGGACGCGCGAGUUCCUUUGGCAAGAAGGACAUACGGCGUUCGCAACAUACGAGGAAGCUGCAGAAGAGGUCCUGCAGAUACUGGAUCUUUAUGCCCGUGUGUAUGAGGAUCUCUUGGCUAUUCCUGUUGUAAAAGGAAGAAAGACUGAGAAAGAAAAGUUUGCAGGUGGGGACUACACAACCACAGUGGAAGCAUUUAUAUCAGCAAGCAGCCGUGCCAUACAGGGUGCAACAUCACAUCAUCUGGGCCAGAACUUUUCCAAAAUGUUUGAAAUUGUUUUCGAAGACCCUAAAACUCCUGGAUUGAAACAGUAUGCGUAUCAGAACUCAUGGGGGCUUUCAACUCGCACAAUAGGAGCAAUGGUCAUGGUUCAUGCAGACAACAUCGGGAUGGUGCUUCCACCCAGAGUAGCCUGUGUCCAGGUAGUAAUAAUUCCUUGUGGCAUCACAAACACCCUUUCUGAGGAAGACAAAGACGCCCUCCUAAAAAAAUGCGACCAGUAUCUGAAGCGCCUUCUAAACGCCGACGUACGGGCACGCGCAGAUCAGAGGGACAACUACUCCCCGGGAUGGAAAUUCAAUCACUGGGAGCUCAAGGGUGUUCCUAUCAGGCUUGAGGUCGGGCCACGAGACAUGAAAAAUAAGCAGUUUGUAGCAGUCAGACGAGACAAUGGGGAGAAACAAACCAUCCCAGAGGGUCAGGCCGAGACACGGUUGAAGGAAAUAUUGGAGGAAAUUCACACAAAUCUAUAUAACCGGGCACACAGCGAUCUGACAAGCCACAUGGUGGUAGCCAACAACAUGGAAGACUUCCAGAAGCAUUUGGAGAAGGGAAGGAUAGUACAGAUCCCAUUCUGUGGGGAGAUUGAAUGUGAAGAUUGGAUAAAGAAGACAACCGCAAGGGAUCAAGAUCUGGAACCAGGAGCACCUUCUAUGGGAGCCAAAAGCCUCUGUAUCCCCUUCAAACCUCUCAGCGAGCUGCAGCCUGGCGCCAAGUGCGUCUGUGAGAAGAACGCCGCCAAGUUCUACACGCUAUUCGGCCGCAGUUAUUAGUGAACGGGACCCUCUGACUACUUUAAUAAGCUCUUUAUUUUUAAUAAGAAAGAAAAAGAUUCUCAAAAAAAAAACAGGUUAUCAGGACCCGUCCGUAGUGUAGUUCUACUGUUACCAUGGCUAAACGGCUUUUUUUUCUGGAAACAUCCUUAAUAAAGUCUACUAUGAGAUUA